Molecule: messenger RNA, 366 nt
Organism: Thermothielavioides terrestris NRRL 8126
Lineage: Eukaryota; Fungi; Ascomycota; Sordariomycetes; Sordariales; Chaetomiaceae
Exons: 2
Coding region: 1-366 (121 amino acids)
Source: RefSeq, a predicted model, not a curated record
AUGCCCACAGUUCGGAACGUCCCGGUAUCACAUUCCGGCGCUAGCCAGCCCGAACUCUUCCACAAUCCAACCAUUCUCGCCAAAAUGGUGCACGCUCUGAACACCGCCGUCACGGCCCUCGCCGGCACAUCCAUAGCCACGGCAGCCCAGGGCAGCCAGCAGCACGAACCUGCCAAGAACAUCGCGGCGCCUUUCUCACCUACCACCGCCAGCAACUCCACCACCAGCACAAGCAUUCAAACACCUCCCGCCUCCGCAUCAGUGGUCGAGCACAAGUACCACGAGAUCUGCCACCCGUGCCACUGCGCAGGCAAGAAUGCCAGCGAGAUCGCGGCGCUCAACUCGCAGCGGCAGCAGCAUGGCUGA